Messenger RNA from Umbelopsis ramanniana AG, 1404 nucleotides. RefSeq lists its product as uncharacterized. Gene Ontology annotation, cellular component: nuclear pore central transport channel; nuclear pore. The transcript has 6 exons. The record is from RefSeq and is a predicted model, not a curated record. Gene Ontology annotation, biological process: RNA export from nucleus; protein import into nucleus. Bases 57 to 1319 code for a protein of 420 amino acids. Gene Ontology annotation, molecular function: structural constituent of nuclear pore; phospholipid binding. Lineage: Eukaryota; Fungi; Mucoromycota; Umbelopsidomycetes; Umbelopsidales; Umbelopsidaceae.
UUCACCAGCGCGUCUUUAUUUUUACGGAUAAGUUUCCAUUAUCAUCGACAUCCACCAUGAAUUUUGGUAAUCAAGCAAAACCCAGCGGCUUUGGAUUUGGAAGCGCAGCACCCACUUCAGCACCACUAUUCGGAGCCGCCUCAACGACACCCGCUGCCAACACGGGCAUGACCUUUGGUCAAAGUCCUGCACCAGCUACCUCCACGCCAGCUUCUAAUACUUUCUCAUUUGGCAAUACUACACCAGCAGCCUCGCCAUUUGGAGCCUCUACGCCAGCUCAGGGAACUGGAACAACUUUUAGCUUUGGCCAAACUCCUGCAAAUACUGCUUCUUCGGCACCCCAAGGCUUUGGGGCUUCCGCAGCACCCACCACUUCUGCACCUGCUUUCAACUUUGGUGGAUCUACCGCCUCUUCUAAUACACCAGCAGCGGCAACUGGUGGCUUCAGCUUCCCAACUGCUGCGAGCACUCCUGCUUCAGCACCUUCUUUCGGCGCCGCCUCUGCUGCAGCUACCUCUACUACUUCUUCGUUCUCAUUUGGUCAGCCCAACACAACCACCUCGAAUGCAGCUCCAUCUACAGGAAGCGGAUUCAGCUUUGGUCAACCUGCUGCCACAAGUGCUGCUUCCGGAGCUCUUGGAUCAGCAGCCCCUACGGCAGCAUCGUCAGCACCUGCAAAACCCGUCACUGUCCCAACGCCGUCAUCACUGAAGAACAAGACCAUGGAGGAGAUCUUGAACAAAUGGACAAAGGAAUUGGAUUCGUAUAGCGCUGAAUUCCAUCGGCAGGCUGUAGAAGUUGCUGAGUGGGACAGAGAGUUGAUCGAAAACGGUAGUAAGAUCUCCAACCUCAACAACGAUGUGAUUAAGACCGAAGCAUUGCAAGGCGAGAUAGACCAAAGCCUCUCGUAUAUCAAUGCACAGCAGGAAGAUCUCAGCAGCAUUCUGGAUGCUUAUGAGAAGCAAAUGAAGGAGGUGUUGGAUGAAAGUAAUUUGCAGCAGCCUAUGCAACCAGCAGAUAUACAACGCGAAAAGGCAUACUCUCUUGCUGAAGGCCUCAACAAACAACUUGACGACGUUAGCAGGAACUUGAAUAUCAUGAUUGAUGAAGUGAAUAAGAUGAAUGGAACUGAACAAUCAAUUGAUGAUAACGACACUGAGGAUAAUGUUUCACAAAUCGUUAAGAUUCUUAACGCCCAUUUGACCUCUUUGCAAUGGAUCGAUAGCACAACUAGCACGAUGCAGAACAAGAUUCAAGACAUUAGCAAGUUGCAGGACAAAAUCGAAAGAGACCAUGCACAAACCUUACUUCGAAGAUAGAUUCUGGCUUAACAAUAUCAAUAUCAGAUUCCUUGCAAUACCCCUUGCAGUAGUAAAUAAAAAAUGACAUGUGAACACCUCUAUA